This is a messenger RNA of Musca domestica (house fly), 2734 nucleotides long. Its product is annotated as vacuolar protein sorting-associated protein 51 homolog. The record is from RefSeq and is a predicted model, not a curated record. Gene Ontology annotation, biological process: lysosomal transport; Golgi organization; endocytic recycling. Lineage: Eukaryota; Metazoa; Arthropoda; Insecta; Diptera; Muscidae. The transcript has 7 exons. The coding region runs from base 354 to 2588 and encodes 744 amino acids. Gene Ontology annotation, cellular component: membrane; EARP complex; GARP complex.
ACCUAUCCCUAUUUUCAUAUACAAUAAAUAUAUACAUUACCACUGAGAUCGUUGAAAUCGGCAUUUGAACAGAUAUUGAGCACGAAAAAAAGUUAUUCUAAAUAUCAACGGAAGAGUUAUUAAUUCUAUUCUAUAAAUACCCUGCAUGAUAGAAGAGCAAACCACCAGACAAUUUGCAAGAAUUUCAUCAGUAAACAUUGCUUUCAAUCAGAGAUAUGAUUACUCUUCGAUAAGGAAAUGGAAGCUAGUAUUCCUGCGCUACACUGUCCAAUGCAUUUUUGUUUGCUAGACUGAACUAUGGAGAAUCAUAGCUUGAAUGUGUGGAGCUGUUAUGGCAUGACAAGUCGAAACAUAUGCAGAGAAUAAUGGAUCAUAUAGAAACCAAACACAGUCCAUAUGACAUGGACACAACAGCCUUUGAUUCUGAGGUUUAUUUGGAAAAGCUUCUGAAGGAUUAUUCACUGAAACAGAUAAUGGACACCGAAGCAGCAGUUGUAAAGGAUACCCAAACUCUACACUCCGAUAUGCAAACGUUGGUGUAUGAAAAUUACAAUAAAUUCAUUUCGGCAACUGACACCAUCCGCAAAAUGAAGAAUGACUUCAAACAAAUGGAAUCUGACAUGAACUUAUUGAAGGAAAAAAUGGGAACGAUCACCAACUUCAGUGAGCAGAUAACGGGAACACUUCAAGGUACCAGGUCGCAGCUAUGCAAACUUUCAGAGAAACAUUCAUUGCUAAAACGUUUGCAGUUUCUAUCAUCUCUGCCCGCAAAGUUAAAGGAGCACAUAGAGGAGCAAAAUUAUGUUCAAUGUGUUCAAGAUUAUGUGCAUGCUAAAAAAGUAUUUGAGCAAUAUGGACAACAACCCUCAUUUGAUGGUAUUCGAAAAGACUGCGACAUUAUUAUGGCAGAUUUGAAGCAAAAACUAAGAGCUGAAUUUCAUAUGUCGGGAAAGACGGCGGAAACAUUAACAAAAAUGGGGGACUUGCUGCUACAACUUGAUGAGAAGCCGUCAGAUAUGGCGGCAGAAAUGUUAGUUUGUGCUUCAAAGCGACUACAUGAACAGAUUGUUAUGCUCCAGGACCAAACCGAACGUGAUAUGAUCGAAUUCGUCGACUUGGGCAUCGAUGGCUUCCUCAGAGAUCUAACAUUAGUAGUUACUGCGUACUACGACAUGUUUGUGGCGAAACAUUACGACGGCGAAAGAGACGACUUUCAGGAGGUAGCUUUGAAAGAACUGAACUCCUUUUUAAACGAAAACAUAGAUAAAUAUAUGACGCUUGUCCAGGACCGUGUUGAGUCAGACAUUGGUCUAGGCGACACACACAUUAUGCUGCGAGCAUUGGAUCGCUUACAUAGGCGCUUAUUAGCUAUGCGCAACAUCUGCUGUGGCUUGGAAAUUCAGCGAAACACUGUUGAUAUUAUUAUUUCGGCGGCCCACCAACUUAUGCAGACCCAUUCCAAAGCCUUGAAGGAUCAUUUCGCCGAUAGUUUGAGUUCGGUUCGGCUAUCUUUAGUUUCCACGAAGAGCGAUGCUGUAGUGUCUGGUGUGCAUCUCAAUGAUCUCAUUACUAACCUUUACGUAACGCUAAUGGAAAAAGUGCGCGGCGUGUUACAGGAUUUGUUAAUUUUCCUUCAAACUGAUUGGUCCUUCAAUAUUAAAUGCGACUACAAAGGUGCUCUUUGUGUUGAAGGUAUACGAGAAACUCUCUUAAUUGGCUUUUUGCACCACAUUUCAAAAGUUAUGAAUAGUUUUGGUGACUUGUCCACAUCGAGUCUCCCAAAUUUGUUGUUGGUGUUAUCUAAGACAUGUCUAGAAAUGGAACAGAAUGGCAUUCAUGUACUAAUUAGCUUAGUUGAUGACUUAUACGAAAUCGAUUCUGAGAAUAGCACAACUCUUACCCACGAAACCGAAAUAUGCGCUGAAAUGCGAGAAACAGCACAAAAUCUUCUUGACACAUAUGUCCGCUUACAAGGGUCUAAUAUUUCGCAGAUGCUCCGCAAAAGCGUGGAGACUCGCGAUUGGCUCAAUUGCCUUGAGCCGAGAACUGUGCGUGCUGUAAUGAAAAGAGUUGUGGAGGAGAUGUCAUCUAUAGAGACCGUUGUUGCCAGUUUGUAUGAACAACAGCCACAUCAGAAUGAACGGACAACUGCUAGCAGUGACUCCAGCCGUAAGACCCAUUUCAGCAAUUUGACUGGCUCCAAACAACAGUUUCGUUCUAAUUGGUCCAAUUAUACUCCAUCACAACUGGAAUCUUCCUAUGUCUCCAAUAUACAUAGAUUGUUUUCAGAAAGGGUAGAUAUUUUCACGUCAGUGGACUUCUCUAAGGUGUCAAUAGUAACAGGCAUAAUUAAAAUUGGUUUGAAGACAUUACUGGAAUGUGUUCGUGUUCGCACUUUUAGUAAAUUUGGUUUGCAGCAGAUUCAGGUGGACACUCAUUAUCUACAAAUGAAUCUAUGGCGUUUUGUGAAGGACGAAAACCUUAUUAACUAUUUAUUGGAUGAAAUUUUGGGUUCAGCAGUUCAUAGAUGCUUAGAAUCGACAUUGAUGGAACCAAACGCGGUGGAAAUAAUUUGCGAAAGGGGUUAGUAGUGCUUGUAAGUUUUCAAGUUUUACAUCCUCAUUUUAUAUUUUUAUAUAAUCUAUGCACCAGCCUAAGGACAAGUGUAUUCUAAAAUAUUUGGAUUUACUUAUGACAAAUAAAGAAAAAAAAAACCGUAUUGACACUAUUAUGA